AUGUCGUCCUCUGAACAUUCCAACAAAAGUCAACAAGGUCAAGUCAAUGUCAAUAAUAGCUUUGGUGAAGAUAAGGUGAUACCUAUUGAUCAAAACAAUGAUAUCAAUGAAAAAGGUCAACAUCAUUAUGAACAACAACAACAAGAUGUACCCGAUAUGAAAAGCUUGACAGUUGAAGAACUUUAUGACAAGGAAAAGUUUGAUUUAUCUACUAUGGAACCAGGUGAUGUCUAUACUUUGUUACGUACAAAUCCAGAUGGUCUUUCAUCAGAAGAAGCUGCUUCUCGAAUUGAAAAGUUUGGUUACAAUCGACUUGAACACAAAGAAAUAAAUCCUUUUUUACAAUUCCUUGGUUUCAUGUGGAAUCCUUUAUCUUGGGUAAUGGAAGCUGCUGCCAUUGUCGCUAUUGCCUUGUCAAAUGGUGAAAAUGAACCUCCUGAUUGGGAAGAUUUUAUUGGUAUUAUUCUCUUAUUAUUGGCAAAUUCAAUCAUUGGCUUUCUGGAAGAACGACAAGCUGGUAAUGCGGUCAAGGCUCUCAUGGAUUCUCUCGCUCCUGAAUGCAAAGUGAAACGUGAUGGUGAAUGGCGUACAAUGGAAGCUGCUGAAUUAGUCCCUGGUGAUAUUAUUAGCAUCAAAUUAGGUGAUGUUAUUCCAGCUGAUGGACGUUUACUGAAAGCUCAUGGUCAAGUAUCUAUCGAUCAAGCUGCUCUUACUGGUGAAUCCUUACCUGUUGGAAAAGAUACUGGUGAUGAAAUUUUCUCUGGUUCUACUGUAAAACAAGGUGAAGCUGAAGCUGUGGUUAUUGGUACUGGGCUCAACACUUUCUUUGGUCGUGCUGCAAAACUGGUGGGUGAUGCUAAUGAUGGUAUUGGUCAUUUACAACAAAUUUUGGCAAAAAUUGGAAACUUUUGUCUUAUUUCUAUUGGUACCUUUGUCCUCGUGGAAAUUUUAGUCAUGUAUCCAGCCUUCAAAUACAGCUAUAGACGUGGUAUUGACAAUAUCUUGGUCUUGCUCAUUGGUGGUAUUCCUAUUGCUAUGCCAACUGUACUAUCUGUGACUCUUGCUAUUGGUGCCAAACAACUUGCUGAACAUAAAGCUAUUGUUACUCGUAUCACUGCUAUCGAAGAAAUGGCUGCUGUCACUAUUCUUUGUUCUGACAAGACUGGUACCCUUACUUUGAACAAACUGAUUGUAGACAAGCCAACUAUCAAGACAUACAGCGAUUUAACAACGGAUGAUGUGAUUAGAAUUUCUGCAUAUGCCUCACGAACGGAAAAUCAAGACGCCAUUGACUUUUGUAUUGUGAAUUCCUUACCUGAUCCUUCAUUGGCCCGUGACGGAAUAGAAGAAUUGGAUUUUGUACCUUUCAAUCCAGUCAUCAAGCGUACUGAAAUCACUUAUAAGCAAACAUCUGAUGGGAAGGUACUUCGUGCAACCAAGGGAAUGUCUCACUUUAUUUUGGAUCUAUGUACUCGUGACAAAACGGAACAACAAAUUCAAGCUUUGAAUGAUGAUGUGGAUGAAUUUGCUCGACGUGGAUUACGAUCACUUGCUGUUGCUGUGGAUGAAGUACCCUCUGGUGAACCUGAUGGUGAAGGUGUUGGUUUCCGUUUGGUUGGACUUUUACCUAUCUAUGAUCCUCCUCGAUCUGAUACAAAGGAAACCAUUGAUCGUGCUAUUGCUUUAGGUGUACAAGUCAAGAUGAUUACUGGUGAUCAACUGGCUAUUGCAAAAGAAACUGGUCGACGUCUUGGUAUGGGUGACAAUAUGUUUUUAUCAAAAACACUCAAAGAAGGUCCUCCUCCUGGUUCUGGGUAUUCUACUUUGGAUGACAUGGUAUUGGGUGCUGACGGUUUUGCUGGUGUAUAUCCUGAACACAAGUAUGAAAUUGUUGAACGUUUACAAGCCCUUGGCCACAUGACUGCGAUGACUGGUGAUGGCGUGAAUGAUGCACCUGCAUUGUCAAAAUCCAACGUUGGUGUUGCUGUUGCCGAUGCAUCCGAUGCUGCACGCUCUGCAGCAGAUAUUGUUUUGACAGAACCUGGUCUAUCUGUCAUUAUUGAAGCUUUGAUCCACUCUCGCCAAAUUUUUCAACGUAUGCGGAAUUACUCAAUCUAUACCUGUUCUGUCACUAUUCGUGUUGUGGUUGGAUUCGCCAUCAUGUGCUUUGCCUUCCAGUAUGAUUUUCCUCCAUUUAUGGUGCUGAUUUUGGCCAUUCUCAAUGAUGGUACCAUUAUGACAAUUUCUACUGAUCGCGUACGACCUUCUCCUCAUCCUGAUCAAUGGAAUUUGUUUGAAAUCUUCUCUUAUGCUAUUGUGUAUGGAUUAUAUCUGGCUCUUUCUACCAUCUCCUUUUUUGCUGUGCUUUACAAGACCGACUUUUUUCAAACCAAGUUUGGUGUCCAACCUUUCACCGAUGGUCCAAACAAUCCUGUCCUACAUUCGGUCAUCUAUCUUCAAGUCUCUACCAUUUCUCAAGGUCUUAUUUUUGUUACUCGGUCACAAGGUUGGUUCUUCACUGAACGACCUUCUGUGUUGUUGAUGUGUGCGUUUAUUGUUGCUCAACUGGUGGCUACUUUUAUUUCUGUUUAUGCCAAUUGGGGUUUCACAAAGAUUGCCGGUUGUGGAUGGACUUUGGGAGGUAUUGCGUGGAUUUGGAAUUUUGUAUGGUUCCUACCUCUUGAUUUUAUCAAGUUUGGUAUGCAACGUGUCUUCAAGCCCAAGUUGAUUGCUCCUUUGAGUGAUCAAGCAUCCGGUGGUCGCCGCUCUCGACGAUCAUCUAUGAUGUCCAAUUCUACUUCAGCUCGUUAUUAUGCUAACCGUACUCAAUCUCUCCGUGCUCUUGAACGUCCUCGCAAUUUUGGAAAACGUCUUUUGGGUUUGAACAAGAAAAUGUCCAUGGAUCCUCAUGAAAUGCGUCGAUUUUCAUCUGCUCAGACCAACCAUGCUUCUCAAAUUCUCAGUGGUAGUUCUCAGUAG
Molecule: messenger RNA, 2979 nt
Organism: Halteromyces radiatus
Lineage: Eukaryota; Fungi; Mucoromycota; Mucoromycetes; Mucorales; Cunninghamellaceae
Exons: 4
Coding region: 1-2979 (992 amino acids)
Biological process (GO): regulation of intracellular pH; proton export across plasma membrane
Cellular component (GO): plasma membrane
Molecular function (GO): ATP binding; ATP hydrolysis activity; P-type proton-exporting transporter activity
Source: RefSeq, a predicted model, not a curated record